This is a messenger RNA of Akanthomyces muscarius, 810 nucleotides long. RefSeq lists its product as uncharacterized. Bases 1 to 810 code for a protein of 269 amino acids. The transcript has a single exon. The record is from RefSeq and is a predicted model, not a curated record. Lineage: Eukaryota; Fungi; Ascomycota; Sordariomycetes; Hypocreales; Cordycipitaceae.
AUGCUCUGCGGAAUGUUGAGCCUCGGGUCCCUCCAUGGGGCCGGGUACUUUGUGCUCCAGGCCCUGCGCGUCUGCACCGUCAUCACCCUUCUCGCCGCCGCCGCCGGCUGCUGGGUUCUCAUGAUCCAGGUGGACAAGUACAAGUCGUUUUUCGUCUUCCAGUGCAUGUCGCUAUUCUUCACCUCCAUGGGCUGCCUCUUCAUCAUCAUGGCCGAGUUUCCCGUCAUCAGAUUCAUCCGCAACUUUUACCGCGACUCCUGGCCAGUUCUGUCCGACUCUCACGGCGUCGCCUGGAUGGGCGCCGCCAUCAUCAUCAUCGGCUGCCACAUCCUGGGAUCAUUGAACGAGCAGGGCUACGACACGGACGCCUUUUCUGGUCACUUUUCCAAGCUCGUACUCUCCGCGGGCAUCCUUUGCAUCAUCUUUGGCGCCCUCAACAUCAUCUGCGCCCUCGUCUGGCGCGACGCCAAGCAAGGCAUCACUUCGCGCGACAUCCGUGCACACGGCUCGCUGGCGGCCGAUUGCACCACCCUCCCCAGCUACAGCGCCAGCCCAGCCUCAUCUGUUCGCAACGAAAAGACCAAGAGCAAGUUCAUGAGCAAAAUCUUCAACCGCGGCGCCGACAACGACAACAGCGAACACGCCGGGCGGCCCAUCAUCAGCGGCCCGUUUACAGGCGGCCAGAACCAGACUGGUACCACGAGUCCUAUUAUCCCUGGGCUUAAGCGACCCGACACGGCCUUGCACCCAAUGCAUGGCCGCCGGGCCAGCAGUCACUAUUCCGUUGCGGACCAUCUUCCCCGCCACUGA